UCGGGAGCCCCCUGUACCACGUGGGAGCGGAGCGGAGUGUGGCGUGGCCCCGAGCUCCGCCCCUGCCUGGCGCUGGCGUCGCGCGGGAGGCUGGCGGCUGGCAGCGGGCGGCGGAGCUAGAGUGGCUCCGGCUCCGGCUCCGGCUCCAGAAGAGGGGCGCGCUGCCGGGCGGGCGCUGAGGCGGAACGAGUCGCGGAGUCGCGGGUUGGAGGAGCGGGCGGAAGCGUCUACCUGUGCGGCGGCGCCGAACCGAAGGGAAGCGCCGAGGUGCCCCUCCCGAUCCCAGUCCCUGGCCGGAGCGGAUGCGCUGCGGUUAGGAGGAAUCGGCGGCGGGGCCUGGGCCAGGCGAAGAUGGUGCUGGUGGGGGCGAUAAUCCUGUUCUGCUCUUGGGCGGCUGGAGCCGGAGGCCAAUAUGGAAAUCCUUUAAAUAAAUACAUUAAACAUUAUGAAGGAUUGUCAUAUGAUGUGGAUUCAUUACACCAAAAACACCAGCGUGCCAAAAGAGCAGUGUUGCAUGAAGACCAGUUUCUGCACCUAAAUUUUCAUGCACAUGGAAGACACUUCAACCUUCGAAUGAAGAGAGAUACAUCCCUCUUUAGUAAUGACUUCAAAGUAGAAAUAUCAAAUAAAGUAGUUGAUUAUGAUACCUCCCAUAUUUACACUGGACACAUAUAUGGUGAUCAGGGAAGCUUUAGCCAUGGAUCUGUUAUUGAUGGAAGAUUUGAAGGAUUCAUCCAGACUCACAGUGGCACCUUUUAUGUUGAGCCAGCAGAGAGAUAUAUUAAGGACAGAACCCUACCAUUUCACUCUGUCAUUUAUCAUGAAGAUGAUAUUAAGUAUCCUCAUAAAUAUGGACCACAAGGAGGUUGUGCAGAUCAUUCCGUGUUCAAAAGAAUGCAGAAGUACCAAAUGACUGGUGUAGAGGAACCAACAACACAGAAACCCUACAAAGAACAUAACAUCAAUGGUCCUGAGCUUUUAAGAAAAAAACGUGCAGCUCAAGCUGAAAAAAAUACUUGUCAGCUCUACAUUCAGACUGAUCAUCUGUUCUAUAAGCAUUAUGGAACAAGGGAAGCUGUGAUUGCACAGAUAUCCAGUCAUGUUAAAGCAAUUGACACAAUUUACCAGUCAACAGAUUUCACAGGAAUCCGUAACAUCAGUUUCAUGGUGAAACGAAUAAGAAUCAACACAACUGCUGAUGAGAGAGACCCUUCCAAUCCCUUCAGAUUUCCUAAUAUUGGUGUGGAGAAGUUUUUGGAACUGAACUCUGAGCAGAAUCAUGAUGACUAUUGCUUGGCCUAUGUAUUUACUGAUCGUGAUUUUGAUGAUGGUGUCCUUGGUCUGGCUUGGGUUGGAGCCCCUUCAGGGAGCUCUGGCGGAAUAUGUGAAAAGAGCAAACUCUAUUCUGAUGGUAAAAAGAAGUCCUUAAAUACUGGAAUCAUCACUGUUCAGAACUAUGGCUCUCACGUCCCUCCUAAGGUUUCUCACAUCACUUUUGCUCAUGAGGUUGGACAUAACUUUGGUUCUCCUCAUGAUUCUGGAACGGAAUGCACUCCAGGAGAGUCCAAGAACUUGGGGCAGAAAGAAAAUGGCAAUUAUAUCAUGUAUGCAAGAGCUACAUCGGGGGACAAACUUAACAACAACAAGUUCUCCAUCUGUAGCGUUCGAAAUAUCAGCCAAGUUCUUGAGAAAAAAAGAAAUAAUUGUUUUGUUGAGUCUGGCCAGCCCAUCUGUGGUAAUGGAAUGGUAGAAGAAGGAGAGCAGUGUGAUUGUGGAUACAGUGACCAGUGUAAAGAUGAAUGCUGUUACGAUGCAAAUCAACCAGAAGAUAAGAAAUGCAAGCUAAAACCAGGCAAACUUUGCAGCCCCAGUCAAGGCCCCUGCUGUACUGCACAAUGUAGCUUCAAACUCAAGACUGAUAAGUGUCGGAAUGAUUCUGACUGUGCAAGAGAAGGAAUGUGUAAUGGUUUCACUGCUCUCUGUCCAGCAUCUGAUCCCAAGCCAAACUUCACAGAUUGCAACAGACACACACAAGUUUGCAUUAAAGGGCAAUGUGCUGGUUCUAUCUGUGAGAAAUAUGGCUUGGAGGAAUGUACAUGUGCUAGUUCAGAUGGCAAGGAUGAUAAAGAGUUGUGCCAUGUCUGCUGCAUGAAAAAAAUGGAUCCAAUGACUUGUGCAAGUACGGGAUCUAGUCAGUGGGAGCAGUAUUUCAAUCUCAAAACCAUUACGCUUCAACCUGGAUCCCCCUGCAAUGAUUUUAAAGGCUAUUGUGAUGUAUUCAUGAGAUGUCGGUUAGUAGAUGCUGAUGGUCCUCUAGCCAGACUAAAGAAAGCAAUUUUUAAUCCAGAGCUGUAUGAAAACAUUGCAGAAUGGAUUGUGGCUCACUGGUGGGCAGUAUUGCUUAUGGGAAUUGCUUUGAUCAUGUUAAUGGCUGGAUUCAUUAAAAUAUGCAGUGUUCAUACUCCGAGCAGUAAUCCAAAAUUGCCUCCUCCUAAACCACUCCCAGGCACUUUAAAGAGGAGGAGACCACCACAAACAACUCAACCACCACCACGUCAGAGGCCCCGGGAGAGUUAUCAGAUGGGACACAUGAGACGUUAACUACAGAUUUUGCCUUGGUUCUUCCUAGUGCCUACAAUGGGAAAACUUCACUCCAAAGAAAACCUAUUAAGUCACUGUCCCCAGUCCUACUCUCAAACAAAAAAUAGAAGGAAAAAAGGCAAGAUGUUAUGUCCUCAAACAAGUGGAGAAGUUUAAUUUUUAAUUAUUGGACCUUCCAGAGAAAGAAGUGAUUUUUCUUACAGAUAUUUUUAACGUAAUGGCACAAACGUCUUAGAUUAUCCCCAUGUUUUUUUUCCCCCUUCUCUGCUCUUCAUUGCUGCAUUUUCUUCACUUGCAGGCAAACAUGGUUCUAAUAAAACUUUUAUUCACAAAUUGAAAAUAUACAUGUAUAUAUUUUUCAACUGCCAAUUAAGGAUAGGAAGCUAGGCCACCUCAACAUUGGAGACAUAACCUGCCAGUGUAUAUAAAUUGUUAUAUGCAGACAUGUAUUUCUAAUGUACAGCUGUUCUGUGUGCAAUUGUAAACAAAAAUUGCAAUAUGGAUGUUUCUUUGUAUUAUAACACUUUUCCGCUAUUAAUGAAAAAAUUACUGUUUAAUUGACUUACUCAGGAUAACAGAGGAUGGAGGUAUAUAAUGAUCAAGGAUUCUGUAAUGCUUUACACAGCAGUUUUGAAUCAAUUCAAACUUUUUUUAUUAGGAUCAGAGUUGGUUCAAGUACUCAUUUCAUCUUUUAUCAAACAGCUGCUAAGACAUAGCACACAAGUUUGAAUGCUCUUUUGGGAGUACAUGCAACAAGUGUUGUGCAAACUUUGCAUAUGCCAGAAUGUUUCAAAAUUACAUUUUGUAUAAAUGUCCGAUUUCUUGUAGUUCAGCAUAAGUAUUUUUAAUUUUCGUCUGAUUAUUCUGUUAAAUGAAGAUUUGUAUGAAAUAUUUCCAUGCUUUAGUAGAGAAAUAUGCCUGUUAUACAACUUCUUUUAAGGACUGCAACCGGUUUAUUUGGGUUGUUCAGAUAUUCGUAGUGUGGUAAUUACGUUCAUGAUUUUGAAGAAACGGGAAGGAUGAAAAGCUGUAGUUUCUAUUUUUUUAAUUUAUCAAAUAUUUAGAUAACUUUCCAGCAUGAUACUGUUAAUGAAUAACCACUAAAAUACAGUAAUAUUCCAGCUACUGUAGCUGACUUAAAAUUGUAGUUAGGCCAACUGAUUUUCCCUUAAAUAUUUUAUAACAGUAGUGAAGUUCAAACAGCACAAUGUCCCAUUCCAAAGUUUUUAGUAUGAAUGUAAAUAAUUGGCAUUUUUUUAAAAAAAAGAAAACAAAAGCAUUUAAUGUCUUAACAUGCUUACUGCUAUGCAGAAAUGAAAGGGGCAUUACAAAAGUUUAAGCUUGUAACAUAUUUAUUGCUUGUUUUCCAAAAGCUGCAAGCUAAUUAGAGACAAAUGGCUAUAAUUUUCCUGGCUUUGCUUAGGAGAAAAUUUAUUAAGGGUUGGACAGGCUUUCUUUUUUGGUUUUGUUUUUUUCAAGAGUAUAAAGUUUACACAAUCAUUCUCAUAAUGUGACGCAAGCCAGCAAGGCCAAAAAUAUUACAGAAUAUAAUGCGAUCUCUUCCUUGUAAAAUUGUACAGUAUGUGGUGACUUUUUUCAAAAUACAGCUUUUUGUACAUGGUUUAGAGACAAAUUUUGUACAUGAAACCCCAUAGACUAUAAAUAAUUCCAAACAGUCUUAAUAAGUUAGAAAUGUAUGUAGUUGCUUUUAAAAUCAUUUUAAAUACAUUUGUUUUCAGACUGUGCAAAGACUGGAAGUGGAUUUGCAUUUCUAAAAUGGUGACUUUUAUUCAGCAAGAGUUCUUAGUAACUUCAUGAGUGUGAUAACCUUUGGGACAUGUAAAUUUUUUGCUUGUAGUGUUAUCCUGUGGUGGGGUUUCAGCAGAUACAUGCUGCCCUAUUUUAUUUUGAGUCUAAGCUAAAUGUUUGCUGAAAAGAAAUGUGCACUGAACUCUCCACUGCAAGUCAAAAUGUGGUAAAACAAAAAAGAUCAAGACAGACGAGAUCUAAUACUACUGUCAAUUUAAUGUCCACUGUGUUUUAUACAGUAUCUUUUUUUUGUUCACUUUGGAAAUUUUUACUAAAAUGGAAAAAAAAAAUGAAGUAUUGUGCAAAGAUAUGUAUGGGUUUUUUUGAAACUUGAAAUGCAUUAAUAAAUAGACUUGAUGAAAUUA
Molecule: messenger RNA, 4775 nt
Organism: Dermochelys coriacea (leatherback sea turtle)
Lineage: Eukaryota; Metazoa; Chordata; Testudines; Dermochelyidae
Gene: ADAM10
Product: ADAM metallopeptidase domain 10
Exons: 16
Coding region: 352-2601 (749 amino acids)
Biological process (GO): membrane protein ectodomain proteolysis; Notch signaling pathway
Cellular component (GO): plasma membrane; synaptic membrane
Molecular function (GO): metalloendopeptidase activity involved in amyloid precursor protein catabolic process
Source: RefSeq, a predicted model, not a curated record